Messenger RNA from Phalaenopsis equestris, 960 nucleotides. Its product is annotated as zinc-finger homeodomain protein 8-like. Gene Ontology annotation, molecular function: transcription cis-regulatory region binding; DNA-binding transcription factor activity. Lineage: Eukaryota; Viridiplantae; Streptophyta; Magnoliopsida; Asparagales; Orchidaceae. Bases 126 to 827 code for a protein of 233 amino acids. The record is from RefSeq and is a predicted model, not a curated record. The transcript has a single exon. Gene Ontology annotation, cellular component: nucleus. Gene Ontology annotation, biological process: regulation of developmental process; regulation of DNA-templated transcription.
CCUCUUUUAUAAAAGCAUAAUUUCUUGUCUUCUUCAUAGGGAGAAGAAGCAGCAGCGGCUCUGUUUUUGUUCAACACUCUGCAGGCUAAGGCCAAGGAGAGAACUCCAUUACACAGAAGAACUUCAUGGAUCUAAGCUUAGUUCCCUAUGUCGACUUGCCGGCCGCCGAGAAAACCUCCGGCGACUGCAAAUAUCGGGAGUGCUUGCGCAACCACGCCGCCGCAAUGGGCGGCCAAGCGUACGACGGCUGCGGCGAGUUCAUGGCCGGAGAAGAUGAAUCCCUCAAGUGCGCCGCCUGCGGUUGCCACCGCAACUUCCACCGCCGCGAAGGCUCCCCAACCCGCCCCCCGAUUCUGAAACCGAUUCUGAAACACGCAAUGGUACCGGCACCCUCGCCGGUCGCCUUCUUCCCUCCCCCUCCCCUUCCUUUUCACCAGAUCCCGCCGCCGGUCUCGCCGGAUUUGGGGCGAGGAGCUUCGGAGACGCCGCCGAGAAGGGAAGAGGGGCCGAUGAGGAAGAGAUAUCGAACAAAGUUCAGCGCGGAGCAGAAGGAGAAGAUGUGGAUCUUCGCGGAGAAGCUCGGAUGGCGGAUCCAGAAACACGACGGGGAGAAGCUGGAGGAGUUCUGUGUGGAGAUUGGGGUCAAACGGCAUGCUCUGAAGGUCUGGAUGCACAAUCACAAGAACAAUCUCUCGUCUUCCGCCAUCACUACCUCCGCCGCGGGGCUCCGCGGCCCCCCCCCCCCCCCCCCCGCCCCCGCCCCCCGCCGCUACUCCUAUCAUCCGAGUUUGAUCGGAUUCCGGUGGCAUUUGCAAUCUAGGUUCUAAAAUUCACUUUUUUUCUUAUCGCAUUUUCAAGAGAAGAUUAGUGAGUAGACUCCUCCGGCCGGAGUUGUUGAUGUUGGAAGAUGAACGGAGUUUCAUUUUUCUAUUAUGAAUAUAUAGGAGUUUUUAUAUGUCA